ACACGUCGAAAAGGGAACACUUUGUCGUCGUCACCGUUUUGGACGAUUUAUUCACCGCAAAGCUCUCUCGUCAGCGAGAAUGCGGAAGUGAGCAAGCUAAGCUAGUGCUAUCUAGCGACGUCAUAAUUUGUUGUUAUAGCGUCGUUGAAUACACAUUUAUGAAUAAUAAUAACAAAAAAAAACACCACAAUAUUCGUAUCGAAACGUGUAUGCUGCGAACAAAACAAAACAAAAAAACAGGCACGGAAGUUAGCGACACGAAGCACAGAGCCCGGUAAAGUGUUGUUGUUAUUGUUGUGGAGGGGAAACAAAAUGUGCAAAGUCCAAAUGCUGCGAGCUUUGGUGAAUCAGCGACUAAACGCUGCCGUUGAAGAAAUAUUUGUGGCGUUUGAAACAACGAUGGAGGAACUGUGUCGAUCCAAACAGGAGAUCGAGCGACAGCGCCGACUGCUGGACGCUGUUUGCAAGCCUCGAGACUCUAAUAGCUCAUUAUACCAUAGUUACUCUAUAUUUAUUGUUCAUGCCGACUUCCAUAUAUCUUAUCUUUUUGAAUCAUAACCUCUGCAGGGGUGUCAAUAGCUGUUUCGUAUUAUUCACGCUAAGGUACUUACUACCAUAUCAGGUGAACUUCUUCGAUAGUCUUGUGGUAGACAUUCCGACAUUGGUCCGACUCCGUAUCCCCCCAGUCAUGCAUGCGCAGUGUCUUCCUCAGCUCUCCUCCAUCCAACUUCCUGUGAUGAACUUGCAUAAACUAGCAACCUCCAAUAUCAGUAAAGUGUUUAAUCAAAGUUCAGAAUUGGACUACUAACCUCCCGUUGGGAUACAUCACGCAUCAAUGUGUCCACUUUACCCGGGCACCCUUCUUCGAUAGCUGUCUGCGGUUCGCCGGCAGUAGAUGUUACUGGUAGGAGUCAGUACAGCAAAGUUCCUAGAGGCUCCUCGCCCAGCAAAUACACAACAACAGGAAUACAAACCACCAUCCACAUUUAAAUAACGAAUCACAUGUUAACACCGAUAAUUCAUUGUUAACACGUUUCCCAACAGCGGCAAUGUCAAUAGACCAAGAAUCACAUAAGAAUCGGCGUUAAGUCAGCACUCCCAUAACCUGCAAUAAAUCAACACCGUCACCCUGCAUCCUCCUGGGCGUCCUGAAAAAUAAAGUUAUGUCCAAAAAGCAGAGUCUUCCCCGUGUCCUUAUGUACCCCGUCACAAAGGUCAGUUCGUCAACAGUCUGUGUAGACCUUGCCCACUUGUCCGUCACAAUGUCCUCGGUCGUCAUCAUCAUGUUGGUCUCAGAUGACCCCACAAAGUGCAUCAAAGCCUUCUCCACAUGAGGGAAUUUGACCCAGUGGUGCUUCAUUUCUGCUUUUACUCAACACAACACAAACAUUGAACACAAAAUCAUAAACAUUGGACACAAACCAUAAACAUUGAACACAGAAUAUAUAUUGGUUGACUCGUAAUUCCCAACCAACCCCUCUGGAAGCAUUUGUGUGCUUACCCAAUCGGCGGAUCUAAAUUUGUAAUUCGCGAGCUAUGAAACUUGUGCAGCCUCCUGAGGCUUUUUGUUUUUAACGCAAUUAAUAUCCCACUUCCCUCGUUCCUGUUUGGGCAAAAACCGCCUCCUCCCCUGCCAUCACGUAACUCGUAUUUGAAAGUUGAUCGGUUUGAACUCACUAUUACAAUCGCUACACGUGGUUUUCCUCCUCAGUACCGCGAUAUUCCUGCGAGAUUGACGAUUUAAAAAUAGCUCUGGUACCGACUGAUUUCUUAUUAUUACUCCCCGGGUGUACAAGAAACGGCUUGCUACACCCACGUCACUGCGCAUGAUCUUCCCCUGAUUCCUCUACCAAUCUGCAGGAAUCCUUCAUUGCUUUUUGCCUAAUUUCCAAUAUCACAUCUGCCAAAUCCGGCACGGUGGCCGACUGGUUAGAGCGUCAGCCUCACAGUUCUGAGGACCCGGGUUCAAUCCCCGGCCCCGCCUGUGUGGAGUUUGCAUGUUCUCCCCGUGCCUGCGUGGGUUUUCUCCGGGUACUCCGGUUUCCUCCCACAUCCCAAAAACAUGCAUGAAUUGGAGACUCUAAAUUGCCCGUAGGCAUGACUGUGAGUGUGAAUGGUUGUUUGUUCCUAUGUGCCCUGCGAUUGGCUGGCAACCAGUUCAGGGUGUACCCCGCCUCCUGCCCGAUGACAGCUGGGAUAGGCUCCAGCACGCCCGCGACCCUAGUGAGGAGAAGCGGCUCAGAAAAUGGAUGGAUGGACAUCUGCCAAAUCCUCAAAUCAAGUCACCCUCUUCCACGUCGGACCAGGUUAAUUCGUCGAUCAAUGCCCCCCUUUGUAUCCCACUUGUUAUAACCCCAGCACAAAGUCAGGAGGGUUGACCCCAUAGGGCCGAAAUACAGUAGAUGGUCUUGGUCCAUCGAUAUUUCCAUGUGCAGCGUAAGAGGCUUAGUGAGGCAUUUGCUAACAAACUACUAACAGACUCAUGAACCAAUCAAGUUGGAGGGCUGCUCCUUUCUGACCUCUCUCUUUCAACCCCUACCGACGUUGAAUAUACAUUUUGAAGUGGAAUUCUAUCGGAGGACUGCAUGACCUCAUACUCCCAUAACGGCAAAAAUAUUUCUAGCCAUAAUUUCUCCCACAAUCCUAUCGAGUGCCUCUGCCCACCCCACUGACUCGGGAGAUUUCUGACUCUCAGUAAAAUGUAACCCUCCUUGUACUGAAAACUCCUAAAUAUCUGCCCUGCCUAGCCUUUCCCAUUUGUUGCUGUUCAAGGGCAGGUGACCUGCUUAAUACCAAUUACCAAAUGACCUCAAGUGAUCACCGACCGACUCCGACCUCCGCCACACGGCAUCCUUGAUGGCUUCGAGAUGUGUCCACUUUGUCCCCCACUGAAACGGACUUUUCAUCAUAUUGUUCCAAUCCGCUUGGUAAACGUGGAGACGCAGGACCAUUCAGCUGCUCUUUGUCUUUCCAGCUUUCCGCCGUCUCCACCACAAAGUCCUUUCCUUGGCUCUCUUUCUGUCAUGAGAAACAUCCUUCAUAUAGAUGCGAUCGUCAGGUUGACGAGUCUCUCUCAGUCUCUCGUGACAAAUAAUAACAGUUGCGCUCCCCUUCCUGGCUGCACGGCAUUGCUUUUGUCUUUGUUAUUGUUGCGGAUAAACUGAAAAGCCGAAACCGGCGACCGACCUGCGGCUGAGAGGGGACACACUGGGUUCUCACUUGUCAAUAAGUUCACGCGAGCACGACUGAGCCUCCCAUAGUCACCUGUUCAGUAAACAGCGUUUCUGUCAUCGCUUCUAAAUUUGGUUGAUAUCCCCUUACUUUCUAGCUUGUUCAAUUAAGUCAGUGGAAGAUUUUUAAGUCGAACUAACCUUUGUUCUUGUCUUCCAUUUUCCCAUGAGCCCUGGGGGAGCGACCGGGGACGACCGCCGCCAUCAACGUCGUCAUCUUGCGCUUCCUUUUCCACACGCGUCGGGAACGCGCCUGUCUGUCAGGGAAGACGUGACCGCGCCACCUCAUCCACACGCAGCAUCAGCACUGGGGCGCCCCAAGUUUGCAGAUGACACCGCUGUCAUCGGCCUCAUCAAGGACGCCGGCGAGUCUGCAUAUCGACAGGAAGCGGAGCGCCCGGAGCUGCGGUGCGGCCGACACAACCUGGAGCUGAACACGCUCAAGACUGUAGAGAUGAUCGUGGACUUCAGGAGGCAUCCUUCGCCACAGCUGCCCCUCACGUUGUCCAGCCGCCUUGUGUCAACCGUCGAGACCUUCAAGUUCCUGGGAAUUACAAUCUCCCAGGACCUGAAGUGGGCGACCAACAUCAACUCCGUCCUCAAAAAGGCCACACAGAGGAUGUACUUCCUGCGGCUUCUGAGAAAGCACGGCCUGCCACCGGAGCUGCUGAGACAGUUCUACACAGCGGUCGUCGAAUCGGUCCUGUGUUCUUCCAUCACGGUCAGAAGAUACACCAAGUACUCUCCUGCCUGCCUCUCUGAUCACCUUGGCUGCAGUGGUCCAGUCUUCUGGAAGCUCCUCCCGUCCACCGAGAGCCUGUCUCACCUCUUUCCGAAAAGCUGCACAACACUCGUCCUGUCUCAGCUUCCACCACAUGGUUCUCUUCCCAUCUACACCAUGGUACCAUGGUGGACGGAGGGGUGAUGGAGCAUGUGACUUUGGCGCGAUUCCAUGGCAGAGAGCUCUCGGACCAUGAGGACGCCGCACAGCUGUUGAGCUCGCUGCCGGACUCACUGUGGUCUGAGGGGUCUGUGUACAUCCGUGCAUCCGGUAACAUUCGAGGUAGACCCGACUGCUUUUGUUGACGUGCCGUAGUAUCCUUGUAAACAAGAGGCCAUAGAAGAUAUCGCGGAAACCCAAAUUCUGAAAUCCCCACGCUUUGGUCCAUAAAUGAUGUUAUGAAACUGCGGAACUGCUGGCCAUGUGCAGGGCACUAGAGUUUUCUGAAGGUCAGAGUGUUACUAUUUAUUCAUGGUGCUGAUGCUGCAGCAGAAAAAAGUAGCAGGCUAAUAAAUGGAUAGAUGCUUAGAGAGCAUUUGAAGUGACGGAAGAUUGUGAGAAGCACAUUAACGCGUACGAUGGCUUUAAACUUGUUUAUGCCUAGAAGAGGAGUCAUGAAAAAUGUGUUAACUUGUGCGUCAGAGGGAAUCAUUUUGGGUUGUUUACGGAAUGGCACACAAGGAAGUGGCAGGAUGGUUGUAAUUGUGAAUAUUCAGGGACGCUGUGAUUUUUGUAAGUCGAUAUACAUCGAAGUUCCUGUUUGGGGCAAACCAAAUUAAGAAAAUGAUGCAAGGGACACCAGUCAACUCAAGACAUCCUUACAAUAUUUAGUUGAUACAGUAUAGUGACUAUUAAUGCAGCAUAGCGAAUGCCACUCUUUUCAUUCACAGAAGUGAAGGAUGGGCCAUAGAGGGGUCAAGGUUGAGUUGCUACUUAUGGUACAUACGAUAUGAGACUGUGCCUCAUUUGCAUCGUGUGCCAGGGAAAUGAUGAGGAGCACAUGUCUUUGAGAAUGACGACGUGAUUUGGUAUGAGGAUUCAUCUGUUUGAUUGUCUCCCCAGAUUCAGCACUAGAGCAGGGAAGACCAAGAGGAUUUUUCCAUCUGUCUGGCAAGCCAAUUUGGAGGAGGGUUAUUUAGUUGCAUUCUGUCUCCUAAAUCAGGUCGAUUACAACACUUUGUGGACAAGCGGAGAGCUACUUUUUGAGCGAAAGGGACACAUUUAUCAGGGAUAGUAUUCUUAGAUUUUCAAAAAAAGAAGAUAACAUUGUUGCCCCAGUGAUUGGGGACUGGUUCCUUACGGCGGUUGGGGAGGCUUGGUCAAGGCAUUGAUCAUGUGAGACAUAAAGUAAUGAAUGAUACACAAAAGGGGUCAUCGGGAAGCACCAUAUAUAGAUUAAUUAAUACGAGUUAAGGUUGAUUGAGGAAAUAGCAGACAGAAUAAUCUGGGAAGUCCUGCGGUGCCCUGAGCCCUAAAAUAGCCGGGAACUUGCACUAAAAUGUUAAAUGACGGCGAAAAGCUGGAAAGACAAAGAGCAGCUGAAUGGUCCUGCGUCUCCACGUUUACCAAGCGGAUUGGAACAAUAUGAUGAAAAGUCCGUUUCAGUGGGGGACAAAGUGGACACAUCUCGAAGCCAUCAAGGAUGCCGUGUGGCGGAGGUCGGAGUCGGUCGGUGAUCAGUGGCUCGGCGGAAGAUGGUGGGGACACACUUGAGGUCAUUUGGUAAUUGGUAUUAAGCAGGUCACCUGCCCUUGAACAGCAACAAAUGGGAAAGGCUAGGCAGGGCAGAUAUUUAGGAGUUUUCAGUACAAGGAGGGUUACA
This is a messenger RNA of Phyllopteryx taeniolatus (common seadragon), 5833 nucleotides long. RefSeq lists its product as uncharacterized. NCBI's taxonomy places the organism in Eukaryota, Metazoa, Chordata, Actinopteri, Syngnathiformes, Syngnathidae. Bases 3397 to 4155 code for a protein of 252 amino acids. Gene Ontology annotation, molecular function: methyltransferase activity; 2-oxoglutarate-dependent dioxygenase activity. The transcript has 4 exons. The record is from RefSeq and is a predicted model, not a curated record.